UACUCUCGCGAGACUUUAGUUGAGGGCAUGAUAGUAGCCGUGUAACUGUAACAUAGUUCACAUUGUUGCAGCUCGAUGAAGUGCGCGGUAUAAUUUAUUAACAGCUGCACACACCAGCCGUGACAUUUGCCCUGUGUCGCUUCCUUGUAGAAGUCCGUCAAACUAUCACUGGGACCUGGACCUGGAAAACCAGAUCCAGCUUUCUGAAGAAUAAGAGAAAAUGGCUUUGUCUGGCUGGGUGUGUGUAGUGACAGGUGCCUCCAGAGGUAUUGGCAAGGGAAUAUCUCUCCAGCUGUCAGAGGCUGGAGCCACCGUCUACAUCACAGGGCGACAGGAGAGCACCCUGAAAAAGACUGCAGCAGAGGUAAAGGAGAGGGGCGGAGACUGUGUGCCCGUUAUCUGUGACUCUACAAAAGACAAAGACAUUGAAGAUCUGUUUGAACAAAUCAAACGUGAGCAGAACGGCCGGCUGGAUAUCCUGGUUAACAAUGCCUAUGCUGGAGUACAUGACAUCUUUGAGAACAUGGGGAAAAAGUUCUGGGAAACAGACCCGUCCAUUUGGGAUUCAGUCAACAAUACAGGCCUCAGGGGACACUAUUUCUUCUCAGUUUAUGCAUCCCGGCUGAUGGUGGCUCAAGGUCAGGGUUUGAUAGUCACCAUUUCAUCUUUUGGUGGGCUUCAUUAUCUCUUCAAUGUGUCGUAUGGUGUCGGCAAAGCAGCUUGUGACAGGUUGGCAGCAGACAUGGCGGUUGAGCUGAAACGUAGAGGAGUGGCUUCAGUCAGCCUGUGGCCGGGCGCAGUACAGACAGAGUUGGUGUCUGAGUUAGUACUGGCAAAAGAAACUCCACAGGGAAUUGAUCCUAAGCAGUUUAAAAAUGUGUUUGCUGAUGGAGAAACCACAGAAGUGAGUGGGAAGUGCAUUGUCAACUUGGCACAAGACAAAAAUCUGAUGGGACUGACUGGGAAAGUACUCAUGACCUGUGACCUUGCAAGGCGCUAUGGGAUAAAAGAUACUGAUGGGCGGGAUGUUGCUGACUACACAUCUAUAAAAUUCCUGCUGUCUCAGUCCACAUAUCUCUCCUGGCUGUCAGUUGUCAUGCCGUCAUUCAUACGUGUCCCACGCUUCAUGCUCACACUGGCUCAUGGCCGCUUCUAAACAUUUCCUGUAUAAGCACUGCAGUGGCCAUAUCUUAGCUUCAAGGGAAUGGUUGACUAAAGGAUGACACUAACAAUCCAGACUAAUUAUACUUUUGAAGGAGUAUUGUGUAAUUUACUUUUAUAGACACUAUCUUUUUUUAGCUCUAUGAUGGACUUAGAUGAAGUAAAACAUGAAGGAGGCUAAUUUGUUUUCUGUGUUAUACAUAAAUACCAACGUCAGCUGUGAGUGAAGCCACACAAUGUGAAAAUGGAAUUCAUAUUACUACAUGUCAUUAAUAACUAUGCUAAAUCACAACUAUCUGAACAUGAAGAUGGCACAUUUAAGAAACAUAUGCAUGUUUGAUUAUUUUUGCACAUUUGUAAUUUUUGUAUUAAAUAUAUAUUCAUAACAGCACUGUUACAUUUGACAUAAAAUCAUGAUGUUUAUGUUGCAGAGACUAAGAAGUCAAAAUGGUUUGAAUAAAGAAAUAUUAACCCA
Molecule: messenger RNA, 1636 nt
Organism: Notolabrus celidotus (New Zealand spotty)
Lineage: Eukaryota; Metazoa; Chordata; Actinopteri; Labriformes; Labridae
Gene: dhrs1
Product: dehydrogenase/reductase (SDR family) member 1
Exons: 9
Coding region: 221-1156 (311 amino acids)
Source: RefSeq, a predicted model, not a curated record